CCGUCCGCCCCGCCGCCGAACCCCGCCCGACGCCCGCCCCCGCCCGCCCCGCCGCCGAACCACGCCCGCCCCAGUCCGUGAACCCUAGAUGACGCCGACGAACGGUGCAGCAGCGCCAGAAGCGGUGGCGGAGGCAGCGCUGGCCCCCGAGGUGGAGUCCGACGCGUUCCAGUGCCAGGUCGACGACCUCGUCUCCAAGACCGACGUGCUAGAGAGACGGGUGAACGAGGUGGUGGACUUCUACGAUGGCAAGAAGCACGGCAGCGGCGGGCGUAAGGGCGGCAGGCAUGGGGCAUACGGGAGGGGGAUGCCCGACCUUAUGCGCCAGUUGGGCGUGAUUUUACGAGAGAUCACCGAUGAUAAUGAUGCAUGGCCAUUUCGGGAGCCAGUGGAUGUUGUAGGACUGCACCUUCAUGACUAUUACAAGAUUAUUACCAAACCUAUGGACUUCUCUACUAUUCAAAAUAAAAUGGAAGGGAAGGAUGUUACCACUUACAAAAAUGUUCGAGAAAUAUAUGCAGAUGUUAGAUUAAUUUUUGCCAACGCAAUGAAGUACAAUGAUGAUGAGAAUAUUGUCCACUUGCUCGCUAAAUCAUUGCUUGAGAAAUUUGAAGAGAAGUGGCGGCAAUUUCUUCCUAAAGUUGAGAGUGAGGAAAAAAGACAAAAGGAAGAGGAAUCAAAGGGUGUUCUAGCCACCAAUACUUCUCGAGAAGCAGCAAUUGCAAAGUUAGCAAAAGAUACUGAUGAUGAGCUGAAUCAGAUCAAUAAACAGCUGGAGGAACUCCGGAAAAUGGUGGUCCACAGAUGCAGGAAAAUGACCACAGAUGAGAAGAGGAAACUGGGUGCAGGUCUCUGCCACUUGUCUCCAGACGAUCUUAACAAGGCACUAGAAAUUGUUGCACAAGACAACCCAAGCUUCCAAACUAAAGCAGAAGAAGUGGAUCUCGACAUGGAUGCUCAGAGCGAGACAACACUAUGGAGGCUGAAAUUCUUUGUGCGGGAAGCGCUGGAACGACAGGCCAACGUUGCCUCUGGGAAGAUGGACGAGAACGCCAAGAGAAAGAGAGAGAUAUGCAAUGCCCUGGCCAAAACUGCUUCAAAACGAAUCAAGAAGCAGCCCUAGCAGUCCAGACCUUUCUUUGACUGCCACUGAUUGUUCAGAAUGUUUUUGAAGUAGGAGUAGCCUUGGUAAAACAAUUUUUGCCCUUUCGUGUGCAGUCGUCGUGUACAUAGUAUGCAUUGGUCUGUAACUCGUGAGUGUUUCGAAAUUGCAAAAUGUCUGGUGAUUGCUUCC
Molecule: messenger RNA, 1294 nt
Organism: Panicum hallii
Lineage: Eukaryota; Viridiplantae; Streptophyta; Magnoliopsida; Poales; Poaceae
Product: transcription factor GTE1-like
Exons: 8
Coding region: 89-1123 (344 amino acids)
Molecular function (GO): protein binding
Source: RefSeq, a predicted model, not a curated record